Molecule: messenger RNA, 630 nt
Organism: Anopheles stephensi (Asian malaria mosquito)
Lineage: Eukaryota; Metazoa; Arthropoda; Insecta; Diptera; Culicidae
Exons: 2
Coding region: 245-547 (100 amino acids)
Source: RefSeq, a predicted model, not a curated record
ACCGGGGGCCCGAACGCACCAGGGCCCAUCGUGCAUAGUGAAAGUAGUCAAUCCACUUUGUUUUUUGGACUCUCGGGGAGCGGGGAGGGAGAGCUUAACCUAAAGCACAGUGAGCCGGGUCUAGUAGGGCUCCGGUGUGGAUCAUCAGCAAACGUAACCUGUGGACCCGAGCUGCCUGGUAGCGCUUCUUCACGGUUGAACCCUAACCUGAACGUAUUAGUCGGUUUAAGCUCAGGUUGUCACAAUGACGCGAAUCCUCAAGACGCUGCCCUGGGUGCUGUUGCUGUGUCUGCUGAUUGCACUGACACUUCGCACCGCACAAGCGUACGAUCCAACCGACAAGGAGAUCCCGAACAUCGUUCCACCGAAAGGCACGUUCGAAGCGUUCUACCCCCGGGAGAUGUACGGCGUAAAGAAUGGGAAUGCAAGGCCUGCCCAUGCCCACGGUAGCUUCUACGCGCACCGCAAUCCGGCCCUGGUGGAGGUCCGCAAUGCAGCCGCCUACGGAUUCCGGUUCGAUGGUAAGCGACGGUUCAAUUUCGACUAGAUCGCGCGCUCCUACCGAUGAUGCCUCUGUAGUUCGGAUAUGAACAUCAAUUUGUUUUUUCAAAUAAAAUUUUAGCAACGCAA